Messenger RNA from Fundulus heteroclitus (mummichog), 5487 nucleotides. Its product is annotated as NMDA receptor synaptonuclear signaling and neuronal migration factor. The transcript is spliced from 15 exons. Gene Ontology annotation, cellular component: nucleus; cytoplasm. The record is from RefSeq and is a predicted model, not a curated record. Bases 349 to 2253 code for a protein of 634 amino acids. Lineage: Eukaryota; Metazoa; Chordata; Actinopteri; Cyprinodontiformes; Fundulidae. Gene Ontology annotation, biological process: positive regulation of neuron migration; regulation of neuronal synaptic plasticity.
CCUCUGAAGUGGAUUCUUGAUCAAUGAAAGAGAGAGGGAGAGAGAGCAGAGAGGGGUGUCUGCGUGUGUAUUUUCAGCCACAGCUGUUGAGCUACCCCACGUACGUGCUCAAACCUGGAGAGGCUCGCAGAAAGCAAAGGAGCAGACCGUCCGUCUCUUCGCUCUGCAGAGGCGUGUGUAAAACCCAUCGGCUCCCGGAUUUGACUCCAACUUUUAUUUAUUUUUUUGUUUGAUUUUUUUUUUAUUAUUAUUUUAUUUUUUUCCCCCGCAAGCCAGUCUCUUCCUAGUCGCAGUCCCUCGAGCGUUUGGAAUGACCACUUUUCCCGCCUGCGUCGUUUCCAUGUCAGCAUGGGAACUGCCGUGUCCAAAAGGAAGAAUCUGAGAAACGAUGCGAUAUCUUCCGUGGCAGCAAAAGUUAGAGCAGCGCGAGCAUUUGGAGAGUACCUGUCCCACACACACCCUGAAAACCGAAACGGAUCAGCUCACCUUCUGUGCGAAACCUCGGUGGGUCCAGAUCCUGAGUUGCCAAGUGACACGAUUGGAGUCAACAAUAACGUUCACCUCCCUCCCUGCUCUUCUUCUAAAAGCUGCUCGAACAAACCCGACCCUAUCCUGGCAAAGGAGAAGCUAGGCCUAAUCCAGCCUCCUCUCCCAUCCAUUACCAUUUCUACCAAGCCAACUUGCCUGUCGCUCGCAGCAGAGGAAGACCAGAAGACGUCCGAGUUCACCCGUGUGUACACCAUCACCUCCCAGCACGGUAUGCUGAUGAGCAGUGGCCGAGGCAGCAAAGAGAGCCUAGAACUGGACAUCCUGAAGGAAAAGUCGAGGAGUGGAGGGGUAGGGUCUAAAGGUGGCCCAAUCCAGCCCUCCACUUCCCCAUCCUCCGCCUGCUCAUCUCCGACACAGUACAUCCGCUCGAGCGGCAGUCGUGGCAUCAGCAGCUGUAGCCACGCCCACCACGGCAAUCACCACCACCACCACGCCGCCGUCUCCGGAACGAACGCCUCCUCCAGCAGCGGUGGGAUCAGCGGGGCAAGCGCAUGCAGCAGUAGCUACCAACAGCAGCAAGCGGUUGCAGGGUCUCACUCCCAUCACGGGUCCCACCACCACCCCCAUCAUCACCAUCACCUAUCCCAACCACCGCUGCAGACCUCGGUCAGUGCCCAGAAUAUCCGCACCCUUGCCGAUGGUGGGAAAGGGGAAGCGGAGUGCAGCGGGCUGGCUUGCGACUCGUGCAGCGGUGCCCCUUCGCGUAGCCAGGGGUCGCUGGACCUGGAGAGCACGUCCCGAGAGGCAGGCAAGCAGCACCGACGACUAGAGCGGAUGUGGAGUGUGGACCGGGUGACUGGGCUGGAGAGAGAGGAGACCAACUGGUUCCCCAAAGAAAACAUGUUCUCCUUCCAAACAGCCACAACAACAAUACAGGCGAUAUCGAACUUCCGGAAGCAUCUUCGGAUGGUGGGCAGCAGAAGGCUUAAAGCGCAGACAUUCGCUGAACGUAGAUCGAAGAGUUUCAGCCGGUCCUGGAGUGACCCCACCCCAGUCAAGACUGACUCUCCUCAUGAGGCAAAAGACAGUGGAGACCUGCAGACCUCCACUAACGCCCUGGAGGACGGGGCCCUUGAAGAUGCCCUAGACUGGGAGGAGGAGAAAGAGAUGGAGAGGCUGGCCUGUGAAGGGGAUGACUUUGUUCCUCCCAAAAUCAUGCUGAUCUCCUCUAAGGUCCCUAAAGCAGAGUACAUUCCCACCAUAAUCCGCCGGGAUGAUCCGUCGAUCAUCCCCAUCCUCUAUGAUCACGAACAUGCAACUUUUGAUGACAUUUUGGAGGAAAUAGACAAGAAGCUUACAGCAUAUAGGAGAGGAAGCAAAUUCUGGAGGAUGCUUAUCUUCUGUCAAGGAGGCCCUGGUCAUCUUUAUCUGCUCAAGAACAAAGUGGCAACCUUUGCUAAGGUGGAAAAAGAAGAAGACAUGAGCCAAUUCUGGAGGCGAUUGAGUCGCUUCAUGAGUAAAAUCAACCCGGAGCCAAACGUGAUCCACAUCAUGGGAUGCUAUGUUCUGGGAAACCCCAAUGGAGAAAAGCUGUUCCAGAAACUGAAGAAUCUGAUGAGGCCAUAUUCUGUUGAGUUUGAGUCACCGCUGGAGCUGUCUGCACAGGGCAAAGAGAUGAUCGAGAUGUACUUCGAUUUUCGCCUCUACCGCCUUUGGAAGACACGCCAACACUCUAAACUCUUGGACUACGAGGACCUUUUGUGACAAAGACACGCAGACAAAGAGCGCAGCGGUAGCCCAACAGUGCCAAGAGGACACUGCUAAAACUGAUCCAGUGACUAAACAUAUCCUAACUAUCAAGUUUGGGCUGUCAGCUUAAAAAAAAUAAAAUGAAAAAAAUUACCUGCUUUCAUGCUGGAGAGGGCUGGAAGAGGAGGAAGAGCAGCAGCAGGACAAUGACGAUGAUGAGUUGUAGAACAAUGAAGGAAAUGUGGGGAAAAAAACUUUCUAUACAAAAAAAAAGAUAAACCCCAACAAAGCUGAACUCUCCAUAUCAAAGUUGUCAAAGUUUUCGUUUUCUUUACCUUUUGAGUUUCAAAAAUAUAAACUGACGAUUAAAAGUAUAUACAUAUACACUUUUUGUCCCACUGUUGUUGCAAUGACAUACUUUCUGGGGGCCUCGUGCUUCAGAUAAAUUGCUGUAACUCAUCCUGUCCCAAUGUGGUUCUGUGUUUUAAAACUCCCAGACUGACCCCUGAGACAUACAUAUACAUAGGUAAUGUUAACGUGUGUAUAGUUCACAUGAAUAUAUUAGUAUAGCCUUAGUCAUGCAAAUAAUACUCUAUAUUGGAUCAUCGUUUAUUUUUGAUGUGCAUCGUUGUGCAGUUUCAUAUGAAAAUACUUUGAAAUAACUCAGGUUUUUUGCCAUGAAUUUAAAGAAUCCGUCUAUUCUAUGAUAUUAUAAUAUUCAGCGCCAUUGCUUUGAAUGAAUGUAUCGUCUCUCUGGAGAUCUAUGGGAAUAUGAAUGUUUUGUGAGGAUAUAAAAAAAAAAAAAGUGUUGAGUGUGUUUUCCAUUGAAGAAAAAAAAAGUGUGCGUUUUCUCUUAAAAACACCUUUAAGCAAAAAGAAUAAUCGCCAGCAUUGCCAUAAAUAUCCCUUGGUCAUGUCUAUCCAAAAAAAAGGAUGACAGUCUAGUGUGAUUCAUGAUGUCAAAGGAUGUAACAGCCAUCCAAGGGCUCCUACAACGGCAGAGAAGGAGUUUCCCUAAUGAUCAAACCCUGUUCUUUUGCAGAGGGAUCAGUCCUAACAAUAGUACCGGCUACUCUGCUUCUGCUGAAAAUACUCUCGGUUUUCUCGGAGUAGGAGCCAAACGAGCCUCCAGCGCCUCUAACUUUACCCGGGCUUCAUUCUAGAGUGAGGACCAGAGUUUUUUUAGCAACGAAGGCGUCUGCCAGAAUAUGAGGCUGUGAGCAGAUACAUGCCUGGUCUUUCGAUGAGGUAACAUCCGUCAGACAGAUGCACUCUUUGGCAAAUUCAGCAGCUCCAGCUGUUUCAGACAGACUAAACAAGGCCUGGUGCCCGUAAGACGCACACAUGCAUGUUAGGGCUGGGACCAAAAAUACAUUUAGAGACAAAGUUAGAAGGGCACAGGUACCACAGCCUAUACAUAAUUCAGCUGGUGUGCUUGUUAUGAGCACGGCUGCUAGUGGAAACAUGGUCCUGAUAGCCGCUGCGGCUCGGGGGGGUUUCUGAAGGAAAUAACGCAGAUGUCAUUUCAGCGCCGGCUUUAGACUCCAUAUUCAUUCCGAUUUAUUUGUGACAACGCUGGUUUUGAGGACAUGUGUGAGAGCUUAUCGACCGUAGGCAGAGAAGGACAGAUGACAGUGGUGGCAUGUGAAGCAGAAAGUGAAGGAUAGAGGUAGAAUCAGUAAUUGGUUAAUUAGGCUAGAGUGAAACCAAUUAAAACCCAGUUACACUUGACACCUCACCUCUUUGUGAAAGUGUAGAUGCUGUUACCUUUACAGCCCUCAAGUUUAUAUAUAUAUAUAUAUAUAUAUAUAUCACCUGACAGUCUCCAAAGGAAGCUGAUAAGAAAUCUGUCUUUUUUUUUUUAACCAAGGAAAAUAGUAAAGAAAUGAACUCUUAUCUUUGAGAGGGCCAUAUAUUUACAGUACUGCUCUUGGCACCUCUGGCAGAAAUCCUUAAAAUGAAUCCAGCUUUUAUUGCAGUUACAUAAUCUUUAGAAACAUCCUACCUUUCCGUUUAAGAAAUAUAUUUUUUAUUUUUUUUAACAAUCCUAGGUGCUACACAUAGUGGUACUCAUGCUGUAAGUAAUCUCUUUAAAAAAAAAUCAUAAUACCGAUGCAUACAGAGCAUAUUCCGAAUUCAAACUUUGAGAUUAUGCUGCUGUAAUGAAAGAUGGAUUUAUCAUAAGGCUUUUUAUACAACUUCAUCCCAAGAGCAAAUAACAGUGGCAAGUGCCAUAAUUGAUUUCUAAGUAAAUGUUAGCGUUAGAUAGAAAAAUAUAGAUAAUUUCCAUUGCAAGUUUUAAAUGAACUGCUGUGCAGGUGGGAAAGCUUGGCUAUCAGUAUAUAUUAACAGACACCGGGCUAAAUCCCUAUAUGCCUGUUAUUCUUCAAACUCUAGUAGAUUGCAAUGUAUACAUAAUAAAAUGUUAUAUAUGGGGGACAGGAACAGACAAAUCAAAUCCCUAAAAUAACCGUCAGCGGCCUUGAUUUUUUUUAAAAAAGUGGAUGUUGGAUAUUGACAAAGCUAAAUCUGGCUUCUGGAGUCUUGUUUUUUUGUUAUACGUCAGAGCAAACAGUCGCUGUCAAAAUGUUUAAAGUAAUGUUCAAUUCAAGAUCUUCAAGAGGCCACGGUGCAGAGCUCAGCCAAUCAGAGCAGUUGCACAAUGACCACCGAGUCCCGGAAAUCUGCGAAAGUUAAAUCAGUGUAGUUAAGAGUUAGCAGAGAAAUGACUUAAGUGGUCAUAGCUUUGAAUAACACACACGAGACAAAGUGUCUAUGUCAGCUUAGUCUAAGUUUUUCAUAUGCUUUCUUUUGUCAAUAUAUGUGGAUUUGUUAGAAUUUCAUACUGUGCUGAAACCAUUUCUGAGUUGGAAUCUCUCUAAAUGAUUAUUUUUAUUAUAAUUUCCUAUGUGUUUGCUGUGUCUGACAUUGCAGUCCUGGCCUGUUUCUCUAGAACAGCCAAGUGCUCUCUUCUCCUCUCCUCUCUUCUCUCUCUCUCUCUCUCACCGCCUGAGUCACGUAAUAUGUUUUCACUACAGAUUUAAAAUUCAGCAGUUACACAACCUGUCAUCUCACAGAGCCAUUUUAAUUCCAGCAAAAGCACCGAGCUGCCAAAUUCUCAAAGAAGUCGCCCUAAACAGCUGCUGGGUUUUAAUGGGAUUAUUUUUUUCAGAGCUUUCACCUCAGCAUAAUUUUCCGCAUCAGAAACACGGCAGCCACGGGUUAUUUUAGUCAAAAAAAAAAAAAAAA